This is a messenger RNA of Fopius arisanus, 2493 nucleotides long. Its product is annotated as Na(+)/H(+) exchange regulatory cofactor NHE-RF1. Gene Ontology annotation, cellular component: apical plasma membrane. Lineage: Eukaryota; Metazoa; Arthropoda; Insecta; Hymenoptera; Braconidae. Gene Ontology annotation, molecular function: protein binding; protein-membrane adaptor activity. The transcript has 3 exons. The record is from RefSeq and is a predicted model, not a curated record. Bases 308 to 1066 code for a protein of 252 amino acids. Gene Ontology annotation, biological process: protein localization to plasma membrane.
AUACGAGUUGGCUUGAGCACUCACCUUCGACGAUUUUUCCGUCUUUGUCGCAAGUCGGCGACAGCUCCUCGGAUGGAUUGCCACAACUCCGGAUAAUCCCAAAAUAAUCCACGAAUAAUCACCGAAUUAACCAUUAAAAUCUACCGAUCUAACAAGUGCCUCUAAAAAUCACUGCGAAACCGAUCUCCAGGGAAUCAGAGCUCAUCAAGAUCAGCAAGUGCACGAGGGCAAAAUCGUGGAAUAAAUAUCCGAAGAGAAUUUGGAAUUUUGAUAAAUCCAGUCGUUUGAGUAUUUAGGAUUAAGCAAUAUGUCGUUGAAAGAUGAUAAAGUGCCGUGCGCUCGUUUAUGCCACAUCGUGAAAUGGGAUGAUUUUGAUGGAUAUGGAUUCAAUCUUCAUGCUGAACGUGGAAAAAAUGGACAAUUCAUCGGUAAAGUUGAUGAUGGAUCACCGAGUCAAGCCGCUGGUCUACGACAGGGUGAUCGAAUAAUCGAAGUCAAUGAGAUCAAUAUCGCUAAUGAGACCCACAAACAAGUGGUCGAUCGCAUCAAGGCAUUUCCAAAUGAAACAAAAUUGUUGGUUGUCGAUCAGGAGGCGGAUGAUUACUACAAGGCCAACAACGUCAUCAUCAGGGGAACAAUGACGUGUAUCAAGGUGAUCAAGACACCAGAGAGAAAUCCGGCAACUGAGAAUGAGGAAAAAGCCGAUGGCAGCAUUAGCUCAAUCGAUGAGAAUAUGCAGAAGUCAAUUGGUUCGAAUGAUACCUCCAAUAGUGGCAGUACAGUACCAACGACAGCAUCGAUGAACGACGAGAAUUCGCGACCCCACGAAAAUACCCAGGAAAAUGGCCGCAAAAGCUCCGAAGACGACGAAGUUGCCCCAGGAGUUGAACACAUCGACGAUAUCUCAAUGACGGGCAACGGUACAGUACCAGCGACGAAAAAGGGCCUGAAUCUUAAAAUGAGUGCUAAAGAAUUGCGCGCCAAAUUGGCGGCCCGCAAAAAAUACGAUCCCAAGAAAGAAUCAAUUGGCUUCAAAGAUAAAUUCGAUAUUGUUCAAAAGCUGUAAACUCCACGAAUUCCUCGACGAAUUACCACUCGUUAUCACGAAUACUGUUGAAAUGUUGAUUUUGCCUUAUCACUUCGUCUUCGUCAUUACGAUUUACAGCUCAAGAGACAAGCAUUCCAAUUUUUUUUUCAUUCUUCCCGAAAAAGAAGACAAUUCUGUUGCAAAGUGGUCAUAUUGAAAAAAACACCUCGAAUUAUCAAUUAUCACAUUACUUACCACAUUAUUUUGUUAAAUUCCGUUGUGGUUUCUUUUGUAGGAGCAAUUUAUUAGUUCUCAUUACCCCGAGUGGCAAAAUAAAUUAAUGGAAAUAAUGGAAAUAGUGGAAAAAAUAAAAGAAAUGACUCAGCAUUGCGCAAUGAUGUAAUUACUAGAGUCAGUACAAGUCUGUACACGAUAUUAUUCGCGCCUGAUGAUUUCUCGUCAUUUAUCAUCGAUAAUUUGUCAGUGAAAAAAUUCAAUUAUCGUGUUUGAUGUAUCAUGGUAAUUAAGAAAAUGUUAUCGCAGAGGUGGAGGUCAUGUUCGUCGUGUGGAUUUCUCGGGGACUCGAUACCGUUAACUAGCUCCAAUUUCCCUGUGUACUCACACUCUUGUGGUCGUUACAAUUGUCCUCUUGUCAAUGGAGAAAUCGAUACGAUUCGAGCACUCGUAAUAUUUUUUUUUUUAUCUAAUUCAAUGAUUCCACAGUAUUUUCCUUCCUGAUUCGAGGGACAAUUUGUGAUUCAGAUCUAAUUGAGAGAUUAUGAUGCUGGAGGCAGCGCAGAUCUUUAAUUAUGCAAAGAGUGCGUUUUAUUUUUAGACUCAUUAAGCUGUGAGAUUUAUUAUCGAUCGAUUAAUUCGGCUUUUUUUAAAAAUCAAGUGGAAAAAUUCAGGAAGUGUCUGUUUUUUUUUUAAUUUCGGUGCAAUCAACAGCAGGAAUUUGUAUAUUCUCAAGUUAAACAGUUGUAUAAUUAUGUUUAAGUAAGACCUAAUUAAUCACUGCAAUCCCUUCUAUUGUAAAUAUCAGCGGACAUUGCAAUUGAGAGGACCAAUUAUUUUGAUCAACCUGGAAUUCACUAGUCAAGAGAUAAUUGAAUCAUUCGAAUUAUUUUCUUAUCGAUGUAUCUCGAACCCUAUCGAUUCUCAGCGGAAAUGUGAAGAGACAUUUUUUCUUGAAAAUUGCAUUGGCAAUAAAAAAGUUCUUUGGUGUUUUCAUUGAAAAUUUUUGGUUGUCGAGAUAAAGCAAUUGGAAUGAUGAUAAUUUUCGAAAUACACAACAUAUCACUCGGUUAAUGAAUUCUAUUAUUUUUGGUUUUUUUUUCAACGCAUAAUUGGAAUGGUCGAUUGAGUGGAUCAAUCAUUGGUGAUAGAUUUUCACCAAUGGCCUAGGAUGUAUAUAGAUUUUUAGAGCGUUAUGUAUAAGAAUACCGAAGCCAAUUACACACGUUGUU